AUGUCCUCCGAGCUGCCAGACGACCGAACGGGACGCCCGCCGCCUCUGGUUUUACAUGGCGCCAAUUCGUCCGAUGACCACCGCGAGCCCACGAGGACGAAUAAUAACGAACCCGGAUUCUCGACCUACUGGCAUCCUUCAUAUAGCUCGUCUUCUCAUGAUAGUAUAAACUUCGAUUCGCAUAUAGAUCCUACGGCGCUGCAGGCAGCGCUUCCUCCUGAUAUUCCACCACCUCUCUCGCAAUCUCCACACUUCGCCCCAGAUUCCUAUCACCCAUUCGAUGGAGGCUCGCAGUAUAUCGAAGAAUCAGCAAAUCCAUACUACUCGGAUUCUGAUAGAGUUCCUCUUACAGCGGGAGUACAACCAAUAUCUGGCGCCCAUACAGGAGACGAUCACGGAAUCCAUGCUAGAGACAGUUUCCAGACUGUUCGCGAUGAUGAUAAUGCUCCAAUCCGAGACCAGGAGGGAAAGGGCCUUGGACAUGGUUCGAACUCGGGUUAUUUAUCCGCUGGUCAUCAAAGUUAUGGGUUAUCACUGGAUCCUGGGGAUUUUCGCUUAUCGCGGUCACCCUCUACUUCUGGAGCCUUUCAUCGUGCCGGAUCAAUUGUGAGGGCUAUGUCCCAGAGAGUUGUGAAUCUUAGCGGAGAAUCAGACAUCGCCGACCAGAGAUCUUCACGUUAUCGCUCCCGUUCUCGCGACUCGCUAAGUGAAAGACCAGCCAAUCCAGUAACAUCGACGUAUGGCACCGAAUCGUAUUAUGGCAGGCCAGCUUCUUCUCGAGAGGAAAAGGCUGGUCAGAAUCUUUUCUUGACUGCCGAUAUCCCAAGCCGUCCCAUCCGUUCAAAACCUCCUAAUCCUCUCAAAGGCAAAACACUGGGCAUAUUUUCGCCAGAGAGCCGAUUUAGAUUAUGGAUGUGUGAUAUCCUAGUCAAUCCAUAUACUGAGCCCUUCAUUUUAAUCCUUAUCAUUGCUCAAACGAUUCUACUUGCUAUAGAAUCCUGGCCAGACGUCUUUAGUCCUGGCAACGAGCGUUCAGAGCGAUGGGGUAAGAAGCCAAUAGAUUGGACUAUGCUUGGGCUCUUUAUUAUAUUCACACUAGAGAUUGGUGCCAGGAUUGUGGUUUCUGGGUUCAUAUUGAAUGCGGAGGAAUACAGUACUAUUGAUCGCAAAAAGGGUAUCAGGGCAGCAAUUGCGGAUCGAUACAAAACCAUUUUCCAGCCUCAGCGACAGAAAUCCGUGAAACGGGUUCGAUCAACCCAACCUCAGGCCCCUGCGUUCGCCCGAUCGUUUACAACCUUGAUGCAGGGUCCCCAGACUGGCCCAAAGACGAUUGAGGACCAGCAACGCCUCCAACUGGCACGCCGAGCCUUUUUGCGUCAUUCAUUCAACCGUAUGGAUUUUGUUGCUGUUGUUUCUUUCUGGAUUACCUUCGGAUUGAGUAUCACUGGAACCGAGAACCGACACCACUUUUUCCUCUUCAAAAUGCUUAGCUGCCUUCGCAUCUUGAGACUACUAGCUCUGACUCACGGUACCGCUAUUAUUCUGAGGAGUUUAAAGAAAGCAGCCCCUCUACUUGUGCGUGUAGCGUUUCUUAUCAGCUUCUUCUGGCUCCUCUUUGCCAUCAUCGGCAUACAGAGCUUUAAAUCAAGUCUCAGUCGACAAUGUGUCUGGUUGGAUCCGCUAGAUCCAACCAAUCUAACGGCCUCAUUCACCAAUAGCAUGCAGUUCUGCGGCGGCUACUUGGAUAAUGCGACAGGGGCCACGCGACCUUGGGUAAAAUUCAGUGCCCCUGGAUCGCUAGAAAACCUGGCCAGAGGAACUGCUGAAGGGAAAGGUUAUCUGUGCCCCAGAGGAUCGAUAUGUCUGCAGCAGGAUAAUCCUUACAAUGGAACAGUCAACUUUGACAAUAUCCUCCAUUCUCUUGAGUUGGUAUUCGUCCUCAUGAGUGCCAAUACCUUCUCUGACCUAAUGUACUACACCAUGGGCUCAGAUUACCCCCAAGCAGCCCUCUUUUUUGGUGCCGCAAUUAUGAUUAUGAUGCUGUGGUUGACCAACUUGCUGAUAGCUGUCAUUACUUCAUCCUUCCAGGUCAUUCGUGAAGAAAGCAAGUCAAGUGCUUUUACUGUUGAAGCCGAACCAUCUUCACAGUCGCACGCAGACGAGCGGAAACGGAAAACCUCGCCUGCACAGAAUAUAUACAGGAAAACUUCAUUUUUCUGGUUGGUUGUGGUUGCCUUCGCGUUGCUCAGUGAAGCUUGCCGUAGUGCAUCUAUGUCGCAUUCUCGAGGGAGAUUUAUCGAUGCAGCCGAGAUUGUUGCCACCAUACUUCUUGAUGUUGAAAUCAUUAUUCGAAUUGUGGCCUUCUGGCCCAGGUUCCAUCGAAGUUGGCAAAACUUAUUUGAUUUAGCUUUGGCAAUAAUCACUUCCGCGAUUCUCAUUCCGCCUAUUCACAAUACUCGGGUAUAUGCGUGGCUCACAGUCUUUCAAGUUAUUCGGGCGUAUCGAGUUGUCUUGGCAAUCCCUGUAACACGAAAGCUCAUCUUGCUAGUGCUGGGAAGCGCAGCGGGUAUUGGGAACCUUAUGCUGUUUGUGUUUCUGAUGACCUUCCUGGUAGCAAUCUUAGCUGCACAGCUCUUCAGGGGACAAAUACCCGUUUAUGACGACGACGGAAACCUGAUUCGCAUUUCAUUCAACACCAUAUUUAACUCCUUUCUCGGCAUGUAUCAAAUCCUCUCCAGUGAAAACUGGACGGCCAUUCUGUACUCCGUCACUGCUUAUACCACAGCAUCGAAAACGGCUUGGAUCGGCGCAGUAUUCUUAAUAGGCUGGUUCAUCUUAUCAUUCUUCAUCCUGAUCAACAUGUUUAUUGCUGUUAUCCAGGAAAAUUUUGACGUGUCGGAAGAUGAGAAGCGUCUAGAGCAAGUCAAGGCCUUUCUUCAGAGGAAGGAACUUGGGCGUACAGCCAAUAAUCUUACGCUGUCGACCAUCUUCAGCUUUGGAAAAUCUCGCCGCCGCAAGGAUCCCCUGGACUAUGGCCCAGGCAUGAUGGAGAUGCUUCUUAAGGAUACCGUGGUACAGGAAUUCUUAGAUGAUGAAGUGGCCGACCCUCUCCGUCUUAACCCAGAGCACAGAGGCCCACCGCAACGGAGCACGACAAGGCUGAUGGGAGAUGGCAAGCCAGGGUUUAUAAAGAAAAUAUGGUCCCGGAUUCAUAAGAGUGAACCCAACCCCUUUUACUCGAAUAUCCGCUUUGACGGUCCAAAUGGCACUUUGGACCCUCGACAGAUGGCUCGGCAGGCAGUAACAGCAACGUCUGCUCGCCGGAAAGCCCAGCGAGAUUAUCUUGCUCAGUACCCGCGAUACAAUACCUCAUUAUACAUUUUCCCUCCUACCAGUCGCAUCCGGCGAUUUUGCCAAAGCCUUGUUGGCCCAGCAAGAGGCCUCGAACGUUUUGACGGCGUCGAACCUAAUAAGAUAGCCUGGUACACGAUAUCAACUUUCAUCUACGCGUCAGUUUUUGCAAUGGUUGUUAUCGCGUGUGUUACAACACCGCUUUAUCAGAAGGAGUAUCGAGACCACCAUCCUGCGACUAUGACUCAAUGGUAUAUUUGGACAGAUAUGGCCUUUGCUGUCAUAUUUACAAUCGAAGCUGUGAUCAAGAUAAUUGCUGACGGCCUGUUAUGGACACCCAAUGCAUUCCUACGUAGCUCGUGGGGCAUCAUUGACGCAGUUGUGUUGAUUACCUUGUGGAUCAAUGUUGUAACGUUACUUAUUGAUGAUGGUGCAAUCUCGAGAGCAUUGGGUGCGUUCAAAGCGCUUCGUGCCCUUCGACUAUUAAACGUGAGCGACAGCGCGCGAGAUACGUUCCACUCACUAAUCAUCGUCGGGUGGUGGAAACUCUUAGGUGCCGCAUUCGUGUCCAUCUCCCUUUUAAUUCCAUUUGCUAUUUACGGAUUAAAUCUCUUCAAUGGGGAGCUAGUGUCUUGCAAUGACUCUGGCGACAUCUCUCUCCUUUCUCAAUGUUUCGGCGAAUUCAAUAGCACCCCUUAUUCUAGCGAUUGGCCAAUAUUGGCACCGAGAGUGGCAGCAAAUCCAUAUUUCAGCUUUGAUGAUUUUGGCUCGUCGCUCUUCACCUUGUUUCAGAUUGUCAGUCAAGAAGGAUGGGUGGAUGUCUCUUUUGCUGCUCAAGCAAUUGUUGGUCGCGGUAUGCAGCCACAAGAUGCAGCGAACCAGGGUAACGCCAUGUUUUUCGUUGUGUUCAACCUCUUGGCAACUGUCUUCAUUCUCACUCUGUUCAUUUCUGUCUUUAUGAGGAAUUAUACAGAGCAGACUGGCGUUGCAUAUCUUACAGCAGAGCAACGAUCAUGGCUUGAGUUGCGAAAGCUUCUGCGGCACAUCUCACCGUCCAAAAGCUCAUAUGACGAGUCGGAGAAUAAAUGGAAAAAAUGGUGUCACAAGAGAGCCAUUGAAAAAAGAGGCAAAUGGUACCAGGCGGUUACCGUGGUACUGGUCUUGCAUCUGGCUCUACUGGUUGCGGAAUUCAGCGACGAGCCAUCCUGGUGGACUACGACUCGUGAAUACGUAUUUUUACUCUUUAAUCUGAUAUACAUCAGCAACAUCACCAUUCGAAUUCUAGGCCUGGGUUGGACGCGUUUCCGACGAAGUUCUUGGGAUCUUUACUCUCUAGUGGCUGUAUCAGGUGCCUUUAUUGCUACACUGGCACUGCUGAUUGCAGACGCAAGAGCUGAUACAUAUGUGCAGCUGCAAAAGAUAUUUUUAGUGGCCAUCGUUCUCCUGGUGAUACCGCGGAAUGAUGCGCUGGAUCAACUGUUCAAGACGGCCGCGGCAAGUCUACCAGUGAUUGGCAACCUCCUGGCCACCUGGUUCGUGUUUUUCCUCGUCUUUGCCAUUGCAAUGACGCAGACCUUCAGCCUGACUCGCUUCGGCGACAAUGAGGGAAGCGACAUCAACUUUAGAACAGUUCCGAUGGCUUUGAUAUUCUUGUUUAGAAUGAGCUUGGGAGAGGGAUGGAAUCAAAUCAUGGAAGACUACGCGGGCAUCGAACCACCCCUCUGCGUCGAAGCUGACAGCUUUUUCGACAGCGACUGCGGCAGCAAGCCGUGGGCUAGGUUCUUAUUUAUAGCCUGGAACAUCGUCAGCAUGUACAUCUUUGUGAAUCUGUUUGUUUCGUUGAUUUUCGAGAGUUUCAGUUACGUCUACCAGCGUUCGUCUGGUAUGUCUGCAGUGGAUCGAGAUGAGAUUCGAAGAUUCAAGGAGGCCUGGCGGAGUGUAGAUCCGGCUGGAACUGGCUAUAUCACCAAGGAAGCCUUCCCACGUCUGCUUGGUGAAUUAUCUGGCGUAUUUCAAAUGCGGAUUUACGAAGCAGAGGAUUCUGUACGCCAAAUCCUAGAAGAUGUGCGCGAAGAUAUCAAAAUGUCUCGCCACACCUCGAUUGUUUCAGUGGCUGCGCUGAAUGACAUUGAUAUCAACAAGCUAAAUGAGAGGCUUAGCCAUUUGGAUGUCAAGAAGAUUCGCAAACGCCGUCAUCGAUUUAACAUUUUCUACGAGGAGGUUCUCGUAAGCGCCGAUCCCGAUAAGGGAAUCGCUUUCACUGAUGUUUUGAUGAUUCUUGCUCAUUACAAUAUCAUAAAUGAUAGCAAGAGCUUAAGGCGAGUCUAUACUGAUGUACUUGAGGAAUUUUUGCGGCGGCGAGCACGGCUACAACGUGUCGACGAAGGUAUACGACGACGGAUUGUACAGGGCUUCUUCGAUACACUAUAUUGGUCGCGCAAAUUUAAAGCACACAUGGAACGAAAACGAGCUUCCCGCAUGACAACAAUCCCGCAGCUCAGAAUCCCGGAUAUACUAGUUGAAGAUGACGAAGAUGACUCUCUCUCUGCACAGGCAGAAGCGAAGAUGUCCCAUCUCAGCCUAGGCGCUGACGAAGAUGGACACAGAAAGUCGGCCUGGCCUCCAGAGUCGAUUGCAGAUGGCGCCAUGCAAAGCCACCCCCUCGGCUUCCCUCGCUCAUCGCUCUCGGCAAACGAGGAGGCCGGAGGCAUUUCAGCAUUCAGCUUUGAGCUUGAGACGCCAGAUAUUCGGGAAUCGACAGUUGCGGAACUGGAACGCCCGGUAGACAAUAGCAAUCUGGACUCGGUCCAGGAUAUGCUGGACGGCUCGGUAUGGAUAGACAGUAUCCGACGGAGCGCGACUCUACGAACCACGGAUAGAAACUCAUACCGAUAUGAUGACUUGCCCUGA
This is a messenger RNA of Trichoderma virens Gv29-8, 6261 nucleotides long. Its product is annotated as calcium permeable channel. The transcript has 5 exons. Gene Ontology annotation, biological process: calcium ion import across plasma membrane. The coding region runs from base 1 to 6261 and encodes 2086 amino acids. Gene Ontology annotation, molecular function: high voltage-gated calcium channel activity; calcium ion binding. The record is from RefSeq and is a predicted model, not a curated record. Gene Ontology annotation, cellular component: voltage-gated calcium channel complex; membrane. Lineage: Eukaryota; Fungi; Ascomycota; Sordariomycetes; Hypocreales; Hypocreaceae.